Molecule: messenger RNA, 1130 nt
Organism: Helianthus annuus (common sunflower)
Lineage: Eukaryota; Viridiplantae; Streptophyta; Magnoliopsida; Asterales; Asteraceae
Product: short-chain dehydrogenase reductase 3b
Exons: 2
Coding region: 100-894 (264 amino acids)
Source: RefSeq, a predicted model, not a curated record
UGAAAAAGAAGCCACUACCAAUAUACAAAUCAAACACUGAGAUCCAUCAUAUCCUUUCUUUAAGCGUUUAGUCGAUUCUCAUUUAUCCAUCAAACCGCCAUGAUGAACAAGCCCAGAUUGGAGGGUAAAGUAGCCCUUAUCACCGGUGGUGCAAGCGGCAUAGGAGAAGCCGCAGCCCGGUUAUUCCUGGAGCACGGAGCCUGUGUCGUUAUCGUGGACAUCCAAGAUGACUUAGCUCACCAACUCAUUGCCUCGUGUACAGAUUCCGGUAAGAUCUGUUAUUGCCGUUGUGAUGUAAGGGACGAGAAGCAAGUAGAAGCCGCGGUGAGCCACACAGUAACCAAAUACGGCUCUAUCGACAUCCUCUUCAGCAAUGCGGGAAUCAUGGGCCCUAUGACAACCAUCCUAGACAUGAACCUGGAUGAUUUCGACAACACCAUGGCGAUCAACGUCCGUGGGGUGGCUGCAACCAUCAAACACGCGGCUCGCGCCAUGGUAGCCGCAAAAACACACGGCUCCAUCAUAUGCACGGCUAGUGUUGCAGCUUCAAUUGGAGGAGCUGGUCCACAUGCCUACACCACUUCCAAACACGCCAUGAUCGGCUUGAUGAAAACCGCUUGCAAUGAGCUCGGGGCUCAUGGGAUUAGAGUCAACUGCAUUUCUCCUUUCGGCGUGGCUACACCUCUCAGCUGCGCCGCGUACAAUCUAGAAGCCGGUGAGGUUGAGGCUAACUGUUGUGCGACUGGGAAUUUAAAAGGGGUGGUGCUGAAGGCUAAACAUGUGGCGGAGGCCGCGUUGUUUUUGGCUUCGGAUGAAUCGGUGUAUGUAAGCGGGCAGAAUUUGGGGGUUGAUGGUGGGUUUACGGUGGUUAGCCAUAGCUACUCCGUGAAUUAGGGUAUGUGUUGGAAGAUUGUGGUUUUUUCAAGUUGUGGAAUUUUUAAUGUUUUGAGAAUUGAGAUUGUAUUAAAUUGUUUGGUUUAUGAAAUGAACGUGGAAGAUGAAGUAGUGAGUGUGUAGUGGGGAGCAGCAUGUGGGUGUGAGCUUGAUUUGGGCUUUUUUGCCGGGUUAGAAAUCAAGAAAAAUGUUACUUGUAGUAAAUUAUGGCAUAAAUUGUGGCAUGCUUGUACGAA